AUGAAUGCGCCGUGGCUGCAGAUGCUCCACGGGAGUCAACGGAGCGGGUCGGACAGCAGAAGGAUUGAGAACGCCGGAACCAGAGCCAGCAUGGGAUCCGUGCAGAUCCUGCCCACGGAGAGGCUGUCCACAGCACGGGGCAGUCACAGAAAGGAGGUCUAUCAUUCGGCCCUGGAGGAGGUGCAGAAGAGGGAGGAGCAGAGACGGAGAGAGCGGCUGGCUGACAGGAUAGUCAGGAAGGACGAGGAGAAGCUGGAGAUGCCCAGAGACAUGGAGCACAGGGGCGUGGCCUCCACACAAACUCUGGCAGAGGAGAAGGAGGGGAGAUAUAUCUGGAAUCAGAAGGACCUGGUAACGCUGCGGUGGGCAGUCCGCGAAGUUGAGCGAGACCGGCGCAGGCUGAGUGCUCGGCUCCAGCUGGCCCUGGCGCAGGCUGAGGCGCAGCGGGGGGAGCGGAGGAGGCUGCAAGGGCUGCUGGACGAGCGGGAGGCACAGCUAGCCCUCGCAAGUCGCGAGGCUGCGUGGCAGAGCCAGCGCGUGGAAGCCCUGCGAGGGCAGGCCCGCGAGAGGGAGGCGCACUUGGAGGCCUGGGCCGCGGAGCUGCGGGGGAAGGCGGAGGAGGUCAGCAAGGUGCGGGAACGGCUUAGGAGGGCCGAGGAGGAGGCACGGGAGCUGAGGGCGGAGAAGGCGGACAUGGCCCACGAGCUUGAGGUGCUGAAGCGGCACCUGGAAGCGGAGAGGCAGGGGAGGGAGAUGGCCACCCGGGCAGAGCAUGACACCGCCUUGCAGGAGCUGCAGGAGGAGCUGGAAGUGGCCCGGGAAGAGCUAGAGGCGGAGCGCCAGAGGCACGCACGCAGCCGCAUGGCCCUGGAUGUCCUACGCAGGCACUGUGAUGGCCAGACGGAGCCGUGGGAGCGCAGGCUGGCCGACGAGAUCACAUACAUGUAGCUCGGCGCCGCCAGACACAGGUGAGAGCAGCCAGAAGAUGCUCUGCCGGUUUCAUCAGAUCUGGCGCCGUUAAUGCAGUGGGGAGAAAAAAAGAAAAAAACGUCAUGUAGGUCAUCUGCGCAAUUAGAAGGGGAAUUUUAAGAUUAAGGACAUGCAGGAACCAAAUCCCAAAGCUUUUAUCUGCCGUUUAUCUGUCUGGAGAGUCCCCGCACGCUUCUUCUUUGAUGCGUAUCUGGGAAUGGUGCAGGGCCUGUUGCAGCCUGCCCCCAGUGAUGUCGGAUGGGGAGUUUCAGCCAUAGGCAGGACCCGGGUUCGGAGAUGGCCCAGACUCAUGUGCUUCUAUGUCCGCUGGAGUGACGUUAGACUGACUGUGGUUUACUGUGGGCUAUAUUAGAUUUCACUUUAGUUAUUCUUUAUUAUGCCUGUAGCACUAUCUAUUUAAAACGAGAACAUACAUGUUGGCUGCAGCAUUCGCUGGAAUUAAAAGCAGUAAAAAAAUAAAAACUUUUGAUGUUUGUUAUGAAUUAAUAAAGGCGCUAAAAAAUAGUGAUUCUAAUUGCACAUAACGUUUCUGUUAUUCUGUGAAACUUGGCUCUAAUUAAGCUCUGUUCUCACCACUUUCCUAGCUGAUCUGCAGAGGUCGGCAUCUCCUUCUGCUAGAGUUCGGAUCUUUGCAGUGUCUCAGCCACAUGGAAAUCAUGAUCAUUAAAUGGGUUUCUAGAACUUAGUUUUCAUGCAUUUAUGACUUGAUCAAGUACUCAGUUAUUAUGUAGGCUGUUAAUAUAGUCAGAUUGUGAAGAUUUCCUCCCCCAUGAACCUGUACUAGGUAAGUGGUUGGAAAAUGGAUGGACCUUUUCUCUAGAAAUUAUUUGUAUUGUAGAUUAUUUCAAUAAACGACAUCUGAAAACAA
This is a messenger RNA of Brienomyrus brachyistius, 1858 nucleotides long. RefSeq names its product coiled-coil domain containing 160 (gene ccdc160). The transcript has 3 exons. Bases 1 to 948 code for a protein of 315 amino acids. The record is from RefSeq and is a predicted model, not a curated record. NCBI's taxonomy places the organism in Eukaryota, Metazoa, Chordata, Actinopteri, Osteoglossiformes, Mormyridae.